CUGAUAAACACGAUAAUACAAUUAAAAAAAAAAUACUCAAGAAAUUAUUAAAACGAAAUUAAUUGAAUAUGCAGUUAAUUAAAUAAGGACGGACAGAAACUAGGUGUAUACAGGGUAGGUGUAUAUUUUUUUUUUAUUUCGAAUAAUUGCGUGUACCACCCCCAAAGGUUUUUGCGCCGUUUUUGGUGUACAUCUAUUUUUAUCGAAAUCUCGAAUGGGAAGCGAGCCGGGCAAAACGCAAUCGCGUUUUCGAAAUGCGAUUUGAAGUUUUGAACGCGAGUGAAAUACGUCGGGCGUCGCGAUUGGACGGCGCUCGCGUUUUGCGUCAUUGGAGGGGGAGCUUUCGAAAGAUCUUCGCCGGUAGGAAAAUUCACAGUUGUUUGAAACCGCGACAAAGUGUUUAUAUCAGUUGAAGAUUUCAACCCGACAACACUACACCAAGAAGAGCCACCAUGGUAGACGCCGCCGUUUUGGACAAACUUGAAACCGGUUUCAAGAAAAUCAAGGACUCCGACUCCAAAUCGCUGCUGAAGAAGCACCUCACCCAGGAGAUCUUCGACAACUUGAAGACCAAGAAGACCCCCACUUUCGGCUCGACUCUUCUUGAUGUCAUCCAAUCCGGCUUGGAGAACCACGACUCCGGCGUAGGAAUCUACGCCCCCGACGCUGAAUCGUACACCGUAUUCGCGGACAUCUUCGAUCCCAUCAUCGAGGACUACCACGGCGGCUUCAAGAAGACCGACAAGCACCCGCCCAAGAACUGGGGCGACGUCAGCGUCUUCGGCGAUCUCGACCCCACCGGCGAAUACGUCGUCUCCACCCGCGUCAGAUGCGGCCGCUCCCUCGAGGGAUACCCCUUCAACCCCUGCUUGACCGAGGACCAGUACAAGGAGAUGGAGCAGAAGGUGUCCAGCACCCUCUCCGGGCUCGAAGGUGAACUCAAGGGGACCUUCUACCCGUUGACCGGAAUGAGCAAGGACGUGCAGCAGAAGCUCAUCGACGAUCACUUCCUGUUCAAGGAGGGCGAUCGCUUCCUGCAGGCCGCCAACGCUUGCCGCUUCUGGCCCACCGGUCGCGGUAUAUUCCACAACGACGCCAAGACCUUCUUGGUGUGGUGCAACGAGGAGGACCACCUUCGCAUCAUCUCCAUGCAGAUGGGUGGCGAUCUGGGAGCCGUCUUCAGACGAUUGGUAACCGCCGUCAACGACAUCGAAAAGAGACUUCCGUUCUCCCACAACGACAGGCUCGGUUUCCUGACCUUCUGCCCGACCAACUUGGGUACCACUGUCCGCGCUUCGGUCCAUAUCAAGGUGCCCAAGUUGGCUGCCAACAAGGCCAAGCUGGAGGAGGUCGCUGCCAAGUACAACUUGCAGGUGCGCGGUACUCGCGGUGAACACACCGAGGCCGAAGGCGGUGUCUACGACAUCUCCAACAAGAGACGCAUGGGUCUCACGGAGUUCGAUGCCGUUAAGGAGAUGUACGACGGCAUCCAAGAAAUCAUUAAGAUUGAAAAAGAAUUGUAAACGUUACAAACCCCUAUAUAUUACAUUCGUCACCAUUCGUGAUUUUAAAAAUAUAUAUGUAAGCGAUGGUAUAUAAAUAUAUAUGUACAUGUAUGUAUUUUACAUUAAGUAUCUCGUUUGCCAAAAGGUAUUAUCGCAGAUAAUUGCUUUCAAAAACGCUCUGUUUGUAAUUUUUAAGUUGUUGAGAUAAUGUCAAGUCUGAAACCCAGCUUCAUUCUAGUCGACAUUUUGUUUUCAAAUUUGAUUUUAUUUAUACAAAUGAUGUCAAACAUUGAACGAUGUUACUGUAUUAUUUAUAAUUUAUUUUUAUUGUAAUUCUGACAAAUAAAAGUAUUGUUUGGAAAACACCAUUUACUUGUUUCAUUCGACAAACACUUUGAAACUAUAAACCCCCAAA
Messenger RNA from Phyllotreta striolata, 1920 nucleotides. Lineage: Eukaryota; Metazoa; Arthropoda; Insecta; Coleoptera; Chrysomelidae. The record is from the annotation of a GenBank genome assembly.